Messenger RNA from Poecilia reticulata (guppy), 4365 nucleotides. NCBI's taxonomy places the organism in Eukaryota, Metazoa, Chordata, Actinopteri, Cyprinodontiformes, Poeciliidae. The record is from RefSeq and is a predicted model, not a curated record.
UAUCCUGCGCCGUCUGACCUCCGAGUUCAAAACAAAGUCUCAGCAGCAUGGGAAAUGCUCGAAGUUGUGUUGUUGCCUCGCUCUCCGUAUGUUCCGUAUGUUUAGGCUACAUGUACAUUUAUCGCUCUCACAAAUUGCUGCGUCAAAAUGCGCUGAAUAGCGACAAACUUCCGAGUUUUGUGUAUCUUUACAUCAAAUAUCUGAGCAGAGCUGUGACGCGGAGAGCAGGCCACCUGUACGCAGCGCGCGCCACAGGAGCGCGUGCUGUUUACACGGUGCUCAACUGCAGGCUGGACAAAACUCUGCUGAGGAGAUUCUGCGGAGCAGCAGGAUAUGGAUGGGAUUAUCCGGACACUGAAUUCAGAGACCUCCCGCUGUGCUUCCCGGAGGUUCUCUGCUCCAGACUAAUGCUUAUGUUGUUAACAGACCACAACUUUAGACUCAGCCCAGCAGGUCUUGUUCGUGUGCGACAGAGCCUGAAAACCCUUCAGCCAAUCGAUGAGCUGAAGAAGGGUCCGUUCACGCUUCAGGUCAAGGUGGAGGGAUACCGGCAGACGGAUGCAGGGGUGGAGGUGGACGUCUGUUUGUCCGCUGCGUCUCGUUCCGGAUGUCCGGUGUGGGAGAGCGUUGUAACGCUGCUGUCACAGAACCGGCGCCACAAGCCMAGCAGAGACCUGCCGAGGAACGAAGAGGAGGAGCCAGACGAUAAGGACAGUAUAAAGCAGGUGGAGGUCAGAGUUCCCAUGAUGACCGGCCUUCAGUGUGUUUGGCCCUUCACUGACUACUCCCCCCAUCGCCUCCUGUCUUUGCCGGCUGUGUUCUGCUGCCUGAAGUCUCGAACAGCGCCGGGCCUCUGGAUGCUGUCCGUCUGCUUGGCCGAAAUAGAAAAGCGCAAAGGUGUUGAAAUCAUCACGGCUCCCGUCUGCGUCACAGCCCAUUUUAAGGAGACUCCGCCAGCAGCAGGAACUGUAACUAUCAGGUUCUGGGACACGAGCAAAAACAUGGGUCAGUCUGCUGAUGAAGGCCUGAGUUUCCAGGUGCAACUGCAGGGACAAAGCUCCUCCCACAUGGUGGGACUGAUUUCGUAGGAUGGAGAACAUCUGUCAACAAAAAAUGUUCACGUACCGGUUUUCUGAUAAUCUUUGACUAGGUCAUUCUAACUCAUAAACAGGAUCUAAAAUGUGUUAAACCAUUGGCUCUAUGUUUCGGGUCAUUAUCAGUCAUCAGCACAUUUUUUUCCUUGUUCUAAAAAAUCUGCUGGGAAAAAUCUGUGUUGAUUUCUUUUGGUUCUUAGCUUACAGGAUAAUUUAUCACCAGAAGAAUCUUCACUUUUUUUCAGUAAUAAUAAAUGUUUUGUCUAGUUUCCCUUCAGCAGGAUCCGGUCAGAUUGAGGUUACGGUUUACGCCGGACGUUUUGUAGACCACACUGAACACUUUGUCGGUGCUGUGUCGACCCGCUGACCGUAUUGGGUCAAAGCAAACAUCACUCCUGCUGUGACUGAACAUUUUUCAAUAUUUCAUCACUCCGGUAUUUCCGUCUGCAGCUUCCAUGUGUGUGAGAGUCUGUCCUCUUGGAUUAUUUAUAUGCUGCCCUUCAGUGUGUGGCACAGAGAGGAGUGGCUCUUCAUGCAUCGCUGCACAGCUGAGAGGUGUUAGUUUUAAAAAAUUCGGUUGUUUUGAAAAGUCUUAAGCUUUUUCAAACAAAUCGGACUAAGAAGGUUUGAUUACAGUUGAAAGGCAAUUUACUAGGCGUUUCUCAUAAUAUACACAUUUUUGUUUUUUGUUGUUUUUUUAGGAUUUGGAUGAAUGGAUUUUUUUUCUAAGAUCAUAAAAUAAUUAUGACCUCCUCUGUCUUCUGGUUGAACAUGGCUUCCAAUGCGUCUGUCAGGAUAGCUAUACAAAGAGUGGGACUCUGUUAAAAUGUAGAUCAAUGUUUAAAUUGGCCCUAAACUGUGUUACAUUUCGUCUGUGUAAAUUCACCGUAAUAAAGCCUGUUGUGCUUGUCACUGCUUUCACAUUUUAUUUCAUGUAGAAGGAGCCCUUACCAAGUGUCGACUGCAUAAAUAUGGAGACACUUUUCAGCAGAUUCUCAUUUUUGUGUAAAAAUGUUUUUUUUAUCUCUAUAAAAUAUUCACAUUUUUCAAGAAAUUUAGUUUUACAUCAAUUCACUGUUUAUUUUACUAAAAUAAACAGUGAAAAUAUGUAAAUCUGUAAUUAAUCUGUAUGAGCUUAACAUACACAUCUGAAUUACUGAAAUAACUAUUAAAUUAACCCUCUUAUUUCUUUAAUGUUUUUAUUUCUUCAAUGAUUUUGAAUUUAUUGAGACUGUGUAAAAGCUAGUUCCGUAUUGUUUUCAUUAAAGCUGCAGUAUGUAACUGUUUUUUUUUUUUUUUAAAUAUGUUUUGACCGUAGAGUAUUAGAUGCGACAGAUACUCUGUGAAAACAAACUGAGCUCCUCUGCCUGUUCCCAGUGCUCCCAGUGCACAAGGCAGAAACAACCAAUCACAGCCAGGAGGAAGGUCCUAGUGCUGUCAAUCAACCUCAUGUAGCCUGGCCUGAAUGUUCAGGUUGGUUAAUGUGACCACCGAUGAUGGGAGCUAAACAGUUUCUCUAGAUCGGUAAAUUGUUUCUCCACCAUUAGCACAUUGUUCAGUACACGAACAUGAUUGACGGCGCUAAGACUCUCCUCUAGCCUCUGAUUGGUUAUUUCUGACCUGGAGCAGUGUAUUUCUUCAGACAGCAUUAGCAACACGAGGAGAUGGAGGAGCUCGAUUUUUUUUUUCAUAGAUUAUCUGUCUGGUAGCAUUCUGUAACAAUAUGGUGACACGUUUAACAAAUAUGGAAAAAAACAUGUAUUUGUUAAAAGUUAUGUAUACUGCAGUUUUAUGCAACUGUUUGAAUUGUAAACACUUGACUAAAUCGACUCAUAUUUAGUCAAUUAAAAAUGACACAUAUUUGUAACCAAUCAUGUUAGUGGUUUUGGUAUAAGGCGUGGUUUGUUCUCAGUGCCACACAGCAGUUGUAGUUUCUAAGCGGAGGCUGGGAGUGUCUUUGUUUCCAGUUUCUGCUCAGAUGAGAAGUCAUUUCCACCGGCUGUAUGGAGGAUCAGAGGGAGGCAAACAGCUCAGACGUCUUCAGGACCGAUCUGUGACUUGGUGAGGAGGAGGCAGCAGUGCCAGCACUUCCUUCUCUGCGCCACCAGGGAGCAGCAGUGCGCAGGUCUACCAUGACUGCCUCUGAGUGGCUUUUAAAAUGUACCCCGGGAAUGGCCACGCUGUGGAAGUCAGCGCUCACAAACGAAGAGACCAACUCAGGAGCCGAGGUGACACAACACACAGGGUACCGUCUGCUCCGGAUCUCAUUCCUAGAACUGAAAAGGAACAAACGUUCAGUGUGAGAGGUGAGACGUUCCACAGAAACUCUACGCCGGUCUUGGAUUCAAGCAGCCACAUCUACUCAGGCCCUGAGGACAACUCCACAGAGCCACACGAGUCGCUCACAGAGUCUUCCACCAUCACCUUUGUAGAUGGCUACACUCUAGAGGAGUCGGUGGAGGACCACAGUCUGCACGAAGCAGGGACGACGUACCUGAAGGAGUUUGUGUUGAUAGACGACGACGAAGACGGGGAUAUGUCGCUGAGGGAGAAAACUGUGACAGACUUCUCCGUCAGGGACGGGAACGCCGCCGACCUGGUGUGCGGGAGGCUCCUGUCCACGUCCACGGGCUCGCUGUCUGAGUCCAAGGACGAGUCUUCAGUCCGUGGCCCCCCACCGUCGGAGGAGGCCGAGGCAGUACACAAAGACAAUCCCUGCUGCUCCUGCACCAUGCUAUGACUGGUCAGGAGCUUCUGAAACCCAAUGACACAGCAUGGCAAAMGUAUUCGUACUUGUUAAACAUUCUGGGAUUUUCUUAGGCUACAGCUAGGGAUGAACAGAUACGAGAACAACCACGUUAUCAUUCUUUGUUAAACCUUUAUAUGCAUGAAAAAACUUUAAGCUCCACUUCCAUUUCUAUUGGUUUCUUGCCUGUCAGGAGAAACGUUUUGUGACAUGAAGCACAUUUGUACUUACUGGUUAAACUGGCACAAUAGGCUGUUUGAGACACUUAAUAUUGACUUCCAAAAAUGUUUGUAUGUACUUUUUCUUUUAAGAAAGAUGUUUAUUUUGAUUUUGUGCACAGAAUCUUAGUUUAGAUGAUCAGUCUUGAAGUAAACAAAUACUUCUUGAAAGUUUGUUAGAAUUUUUUUUAUAGUAAACCAAAUGCAUGUUUUUUUAAGAUCUGUUCAUGGUGAAGGAUUUUAGGAGAACUACACAGAAGUUCAUAAACAAAUGGAUACUAACCUGAAAUAAAUAACUUUUAAGGUC